Helobdella robusta is the source of this 300-nucleotide messenger RNA. RefSeq lists its product as hypothetical. The annotation marks the transcript as partial. NCBI's taxonomy places the organism in Eukaryota, Metazoa, Annelida, Clitellata, Rhynchobdellida, Glossiphoniidae. The transcript has a single exon. The record is from RefSeq and is a predicted model, not a curated record.
GAUAAAGAAAAAUAUAAACUAUUCUGGAAUGGUAAAAAGACGGCCAAAAAUGGUGUUGGAAUUUUUGUCAGGAAACCGCUAGCCCAAGAAGUACUGGAUAUUAAAAGGAUUAAUUCACGUCUCAUGUGGAUCAAGCUUCGCCUAGAAAAGCAAACAAUGAUUACUUUUUCUGCAUACGCACCACAGUCAGGCGAAUCAGAAGAAAUGAAAAAUGACUUCUGGGCUGCGUUCUCUGACAUCAUUUCAACAAAACCAAAAUCUGAAACAAUCCUGAUUGGAGGCGAUCUCAAUGGCCACGUU